Messenger RNA from Tarenaya hassleriana, 1103 nucleotides. RefSeq lists its product as uncharacterized. NCBI's taxonomy places the organism in Eukaryota, Viridiplantae, Streptophyta, Magnoliopsida, Brassicales, Cleomaceae. The transcript has 2 exons. The coding region runs from base 266 to 997 and encodes 243 amino acids. The record is from RefSeq and is a predicted model, not a curated record.
UCUCCCUUCUCUUGACGGGCUUUCGUCGAUUUCUCUUCUCGAUCUUAUAUGCCUCUCGAUUAUGUUGUUUAGCUGUUCAUGGGUCUAAGCAGAACCUGUCGUUUGUCGUCGUUUUCGUGUUUUUGUGCGAAAGAUUACUUUGAACCGGGGGAUUGCGAUCGAAAUGAUCUGUCUUUGCCCCGGCCACUACUAAUGAAUCGAAUGUUGAAUUGUUGUUUCUCCCUGGCGAUGAGUGUCGACUCUUCAGCUGUUGUGAUAGAAAGCGAUGCCGAAGGAAAGACGAGUGUUGGCCGUGUCAAGCAGCAGGCCCAGGCUAUCCCCUUAUCCACUUCGGUCUUCUAGGAACGACAGCAAGAAGCAAAAAGGACCCGAGUCUCCGCUCCAGUCAGAAGGUUCCGAACAAUGGGAGGACGUUAGCUGUGUGAUCUGCAUGGAACCACCGCACAAUGCAGUCCUCUUGCAUUGCUCAUCCUUCUCCAAUGGCUGCCGUCCUUACAUGUGUGACACCACCGCCCGCCACUCUAAUUGUUUUAAGCAAUACCGUCGGAGCAAUGCCAAGUCCCUCAACUGUCCUCUAUGCAGAGGAGAGGUCUAUGGAACGAUGAAGGUGACUAGUGCACGCAGGUUCAUGAAUGCUAAACCGAGGAGCUGUUCUAUAGAAGAAUGUGAUUUCUCCGGGACAUAUUCACAGUUGAAAAAUCAUUUGAAAACCGAGCAUCUGGGUUUUAAGACGCCCAAAGUGGAUCCAUGGAAGCAACUGAUGGAGGCAGAGACUGAUUACUUCUACUUUCUGAGGGCAGUUGAGAUUCAAAGGCAGAGAUGGAUGGCGGAGGCAAGCGCCCUGCGUUGGUUACCGUACAGUCAUUCUGUGUUUCAAAUGAGUUUUGGUGGUUUCAUGGAGGAUCCAUAUGGUUCAAGUGUAGUAGGGACUGUCUCAACAGCCCAUUCAGAAGCUGCUCCGGCUUUAUGCCGUGGCUCCAAUGCACCGCCAAAUUGAUUAAAUCGAUCAUAAGUUUUGAUCUUUUUGUAGUUCUUUUCUCAGUUUGAUCCUAAAAAUGUAAGCUUUUUGCCUGAAUCCAAAUCCGUAAGCUUUUGUCUGAAUC